This is a messenger RNA of Rhizopus microsporus ATCC 52813, 3008 nucleotides long. RefSeq lists its product as uncharacterized. Gene Ontology annotation, biological process: phosphatidylinositol-mediated signaling; phosphatidylinositol phosphate biosynthetic process. The transcript is spliced from 9 exons. Bases 87 to 3008 code for a protein of 973 amino acids. The record is from RefSeq and is a predicted model, not a curated record. Gene Ontology annotation, cellular component: cytoplasm; membrane. Lineage: Eukaryota; Fungi; Mucoromycota; Mucoromycetes; Mucorales; Rhizopodaceae. Gene Ontology annotation, molecular function: 1-phosphatidylinositol 4-kinase activity.
CUCUCUUUAUUCAAGCAAAAAUAUAAGGGCUUGAUUUAUAAGUGGAACUUUCAAGUGACCAUAAAGAAAACAAACACUGAAUAUAAAUGUCUAAUGCACUCUUGUUACGAUUAUUUACUUCCGAGUUUUUUAACUCAUGGAUAGCCGUAUCCUACUUAUUUCGAUAUUCUGAUAAUGUUGGUAUUCAACACUACCUCUGUGCCGAGCUAAAAAAGUUCCCCAUAUCUGAAAUCGAGUUCUUUUUACCCCAAUUGAUACACCUUUUGAUCACCAAACCAUCAGAAUCAGUGGCGCUCGAGUGUUUUAUAAUAGACAUGUGUGAAAAAUCAACGCAUAUGGCGAUUAUGUCACUUUGGUAUUUACAAGCAUACCUUUCUGAUUUGUCUGCCAAUCCAUCCGGAGGCUCAUUCGAGUUGUGCAAACGGGUCUUGAAUAAAUGUCAAGCCAUUGUCUUUUCAGACGAACACGACGAUGGCACAUCCAGAGCCCCACCUUUACCUAACCAAAAGGUCAAAGAAAACGUAUUACCUGCCAUCGUGGGUAUCGGCGCCAUGCUGGCAGGUAUCGGACAACCCUUAAUGACACGACCUGCAGGACAGAUUGCGAUUGCCCAAGGUCGAAGGAACCGAACACUGAGCAUCACAUCCAAUCCACCGACGACACUCGCGAGAAGAAAUACAACAGACAACACGAUCAGACCAGAGAGUGAACCAGAUCAUGCCAAGCGAUCGAUUGCUUCCGAUAUCGCGCCUUCCUACCACCAACCUUAUCUGUCAGCCUCUCAUCCGGACCUAUCUGUUUCCAAAAAGAAACAUGUUCAUUUCAACCCAUUCACAAGUUCCCCUUCGCUUGAAGAUCUUCAUCGUGGGAAGGCAUUUUCAGUAGCAAGAUAUAUCAAAACAGCUCAGCAAAAGUUAAAUCUAAAAAUUAAUCAGGAAGACAAAAGCAGUAGUAAUAGUAAAAACUUUGAGAGCCUUUCCGUGUUUGAUCCAAAACUGACUGCCCUUGGACAAUCCUCGGUCCCGACCAACACAGCCCCUCGAUCGCCUGUCCUCUCGGAUUGUUCAUCAUCCGAAGAUAUAUCCCGCAAAUACAUCAAAAAUAGCAAACUGUCUACAUCCAUCGAGUCUUAUGAUUCUGAUCACAGUCGUCAUGAAAAUAGUAGCAGUAGUAGUAGCGAUGAAGAAGUAUCCGAACAAAAGACAUUAUCCAAACUGAGCAUCGAAAACCGAAAAAUCCUACUACGCUCAAACUACUUUAGAUCAGAAAUGCAAUUCUUAUUGGCCCUGGUGGAUAUUGCCACACGUCUGGUCAUUGUGCCCAAGGAAGCACGGAUGAGCGCUCUACAGGCCGAACUGACCUUGUUGAACCAUAACUUGCCUGCUGAAAUUUGUCUCCCUCUUUGGUGUCCUGCUACUACUGAAAAGCCCUAUCAUCAUCGUAUCGUGCGCAUCAGUCCGUCUGAUGCCGUCGUGCUGAACUCGGCAAAAAACGCUCCUUAUCUGCUCAUGAUAGAAGUACUGGAUGACGAAUUGAGUUUUGAAGAUGAUGGUUAUUCUUCUGUGGUUUAUCGUAAACGACAAUCAUUAAAAAAGCCAGUACAUCGAAAACGUGCAUCCUUGCCGGUCAAAGUAAAAGAACAAGUCGUGUCUGCAGAUAUUGGCGAGUACCAUCCGUUCCAACAUGUCGAGAAAAGGGCUCCCGUGAGCCCUUCGACCAGUCGACGUAACUCGAAGUCCGCAGAUGAUUAUGCAGAACGUAUGCGUACGGCCGCUGUGAUGUUGGCACAGCUGCAACAAGGCGCGAUCAGUCAUAUAGGAUACAGUAAACCAAGGUUCAGACAGGGGACGGAGCAGAUCAGACAAAAGAUUAUACAGGAAAUGGUGGCUUUAGAAGAGCAAAGGAUGAAGAAGAUGAAGACGGAGGGUGUCGGCAGUGGUAUCGGUGGAGGAGGAGGAGAAGGUGCAGGCGGAGACAUGCUGGAAGAUGAGCAGCGUGUUGCCUGGGUUGUCAAUAAGGAGGAUCCAAGUGCUGCUGUGCUGUCUGAAAAUUGGGAAGCCAAAAAGGAACGUCUACGUGCGUCUUCACCUUAUGGUCAUUUACCGAAUUGGCGACUUAUAUCUGUCAUUGUGAAAAACGGAACGGAUCUUCGACAGGAACAAUUUGCUAUCCAACUGAUACGUGAGAUGCAACGCAUUUGGGAAGAUACCGGUGUCAAUGUCUGGGUGAAAUACUUUAGAAUCUUGGUCACUUCGGACAACUCUGGCUUAAUUGAAACUUUACGCAAUACGGUAUCUAUCCAUUCUAUCAAGAAGGAGGCAUAUACAAGAGGGUGGAACGAAAAGGGUGCGGUGUUUACGCUAUAUGAUUACUUUGAAAGGUCAUGGGGACCACCCGAUUCGGACGAGUUCAUAAAAGCGCAGGACGCGUUUAUGAGAAGUUUAGCAGGAUAUUCAAUUGCUUGUUACCUACUACAAAUCAAGGAUAGACAUAACGGUAAUUUAUUAAUUGAUGACGCUGGUCAUUUGAUACAUAUUGAUUUCGGAUUUAUGUUAUCCAACUCUCCUGGCUCUGUUGGAUUUGAAAUGGCGCCAUUCAAAUUACCGCAGGAAUAUAUCGAUAUCUUGGGCGGUAUCCAUGGUGAGAAAUUCGCUGAAUACAAAGCGCUGAUGAAGGCAGCGUUUUUGGCGGUUCGUAAGCACAGUGAAAACAUUCUGCUGCUUACAGAAAUGAUGUGCAAAGAUUCUAAACUACCUUGUUUCCAAAAUGGAGAUCUUACGGUGGCACAGCUAAGAGAUAGAUUUCAAUUACAAUUGACAGAACCUCAAGCAGAGGAGCUUGUUGACAAGCUGAUCAUGAGCAGUUGCUGUAACGUGUUUACCCGACUAUAUGAUACCUUUCAAUACUAUUCACAGGCAAGUAUAUACAUAAAAUACAAUUUGGGAGAUACUGAACAGCGUAACUAUAGGGAAUUCUGUAAAUCCACCUCUCUUUUUUCUCUUACUUAA